AUGGAGAACUUCCAAAAGGUGGAGAAGAUCGGAGAGGGCACGUACGGAGUGGUGUACCUCAGUGAAACUGAAGGUGUGCCCAGUACUGCCAUCCGAGAGAUCUCUCUGCUUAAGGAACUUAAUCACCCUAAUAUUGUCAAGCUGCUAGAUGUCAUCCACACGGAAAAUAAGCUUUACUUGGUUUUUGAAUUUCUGCACCAGGACCUCAAGAAAUUUAUGGAUGCCUCUGCUGUCACUGGCAUUCCUCUUCCCCUCAUCAAGAGCUAUUUGUUCCAGCUGCUCCAGGGCCUAGCAUUCUGCCAUUCUCACCGGGUCCUGCACCGAGACCUUAAGCCCCAGAAUCUGCUUAUCAAUGCAGAGGGGUCCAUCAAGUUGGCAGACUUUGGACUAGCAAGAGCCUUUGGAGUCCCUGUUCGUACUUAUACUCAUGAGGUGGUGACCCUGUGGUACCGAGCACCUGAAAUCCUUCUAGGCUGCAAGUACUACUCCACAGCCGUGGAUAUCUGGAGUCUGGGCUGCAUCUUUGCUGAAAUGCACCUAGUGUGUACCCAGCACCAUGCUAAGUGCUGUGGGGAACACAGAAGAAAUGGAAGACACAGUCUCUGCCCGCUGUGCUCCUAUCUAGAAGUGGCUGCGUCACAAGGAGGGGGGAUGACCGCAGUGUCUACCCCAUACCCCGUGACCCGGCGGGCCCUGUUUCCCGGAGAUUCUGAGAUCGACCAACUCUUCCGGAUCUUCCGAACUCUGGGGACCCCUGAUGAGGUGGUUUGGCCGGGAGUCACUUCUAUGCCUGAUUAUAAGCCGAGUUUCCCGAAGUGGGCUCGGCAAGAUUUUAGCAAAGUUGUGCCUCCACUGGAUGAAGAUGGGCGGAGCUUGUUAUCGCAAAUGCUGCACUAUGACCCCAACAAGCGGAUUUCAGCCAAAGCAGCCCUGGCCCACCCUUUCUUCCAGGAUGUGACUAAGCCAGUACCCCACCUUCGGCUGUGA
This is a messenger RNA of Cricetulus griseus (Chinese hamster), 987 nucleotides long. It is a transcript of the gene Cdk2, whose product is annotated as cyclin dependent kinase 2. The record is from RefSeq and is marked provisional. Lineage: Eukaryota; Metazoa; Chordata; Mammalia; Rodentia; Cricetidae. Gene Ontology annotation, biological process: regulation of G2/M transition of mitotic cell cycle; G1/S transition of mitotic cell cycle; regulation of gene expression. Gene Ontology annotation, molecular function: cyclin-dependent protein serine/threonine kinase activity; ATP binding; cyclin binding. Gene Ontology annotation, cellular component: cytoplasm; cyclin-dependent protein kinase holoenzyme complex; nucleus.